This is a messenger RNA of Belonocnema kinseyi, 1881 nucleotides long. Its product is annotated as ankyrin-1-like. Gene Ontology annotation, molecular function: protein binding. The transcript has 2 exons. The coding region runs from base 1 to 1881 and encodes 626 amino acids. NCBI's taxonomy places the organism in Eukaryota, Metazoa, Arthropoda, Insecta, Hymenoptera, Cynipidae. The record is from RefSeq and is a predicted model, not a curated record.
AUGACGUUAUCAGAUAGGAUACCGAAGGAUGUUAUGGGGAAAGGCAUACUGCCGGAGGCGCAGACAAUGGACAUAGAAGAUUUAGAUGUCCGAGUACCCACCGAAUGGUCUCUUUUUAUCUCGGCUUUAGAAACAAAAGACAAAGAUUCUUUAAAUUCCCUAUUAUACCCAGGGAGUCCUAUCAUCUCAAAUGUUCAUCCUUUCAAUGAACUAACAGCCCUCCACUACGUCUGUAAAUCCGAAUACGACCGCGACUUUGACCCCACUCACUUAAUUUCGACCCUAAUUAACCUCGGAGCAAAUGUCAAUGCUCAGACACCAAUAGGCUGCACACCUCUGCACUAUGCCCUGGCCUCCAAGCACAUUACUCUUGCCGAAAUCUUGAUUAAAAGCGGCGCAGAUCCACACAUUUGCAACCACAAUAACGAGUCGCCAAUUCACUUGGCAUUGAGACUCGGUUCUUUGGAAGGCGCCGAAUUGUUUCUGAAAGACGAGGAGAAACUCGCCGAAGGGUUCAGCCAAGCCGAGAGAAUCCUGAAUUUGGUAAAGUCUCUCGUGCGCGAGGGGAAGAGCUACAACCUCUCAAAUCCCUCAUCCUCAAACUACUCGAUCCUCCUUCAUUUUGCGAUGCUUCAGCAAGACAACGAGAGCUUCCAAUAUGUCCUGGAAAAUGCCGACAUUUAUGUCGACGCGAUUUACGAAGGCUACACUUUGUUGCAUGUUGCAGUAGCUAACGGCACGCCCUUCAUGAUCAAGGCUCUCAUUGAGAAAGGCGCUGAUACCGAAGCCUGCUACGUUUUCGACAGAACGCCUCUCGUCGAGGCGAUCAUUGAGAACAUGCCGGAAAACGUCCACUGUCUUCUGGACUCGGGCGUCUCUGUAAAUUAUGCCGAGAACGGGGAUUGUGAAAUCAACAGUCCCCUGCAUCAAGCCAUUGAUAUUCAGAAUCUCGAGAUCAUGAAAAUUCUUCUCAAACAUGGCGCGGACGUGAAUGCCCUCUCCUACAAUCUGCCGCCAAUUUUCAUAGCUUGUGGUAGCAAACUCGGCGGCUAUGAUUUCGUCUAUGAUGAUGAUUUUUUCCCAGAGCAUUAUUAUGAUCCGGAAAUAGUGGAGCUCUUGCUCGAUCAUGGAGCUGACAUUGAGGUGCGGAAUGAGGAAGGAAUGACGGCUUUGGAUAAGUCCUGUGAAACGGGCAAAAUCGAAAUAGUGAGGCUUCUUUUGCAGAGAAAAGCUACAAUUAAUGAAGAGAAUUUCACGACUCUGCGAUACGCUAUCAUUGGCGGGAAUGCCGAUGUUGUUAGAGUAAUUUUAAAAAGAACGGACGAGAGUCUAAAUUGUUCUUCUGUCGAGUACAGAACACCUCUGCAAUUCGCUAUCAGACAAUUUAGGCCUUGCAAGGAUGUUCUCACCGUGCUCGUUGUUUUUAUUGCUAAAAUGAUCGCGAGGAAUAAAUAUGUCAGUGAGGAAAAUCGAGAGACGUUGAAGGACGAGAGUGUGCGAAAAAUAUACGAGGAAUGUGAGAAGGAAAUUCAGAGAAUGAGAGUCAAGAUGAUUAGUAAUUCAUUGAAAUUUUCUUUCUUCGAUAUUUGGAUGAAAGAGGUGGAUGAUGUGGGGGGAGCAUUAUUGAAGGAUGAUGUCGCGGAGAUUUUGGAUCAGGGUUUUUACAAAAGUGAAUUCCCGAAAUAUGCUCAGGAUUUGGAGGAAUGUAUUCAGGAAGCGAAGCAUCGACGGCCACUUGUUGAUCGAGGCGUGGAGCCGUUUAGAAAAUAUGUGAAGGAGGAACUACCCCUUGAAAUCAUUUUACGAAUUUUCCAGGAUUUGAGUGUUGAAGAUUUGGAUAAUUUCGCAGAGGCGUGCUUUGUCAAUGUGCCAAGAUCUUAG